Centrocercus urophasianus (Greater sage-grouse) is the source of this 1842-nucleotide messenger RNA. It is a transcript of the gene TULP1, whose product is annotated as TUB like protein 1. The record is from RefSeq and is a predicted model, not a curated record. Gene Ontology annotation, biological process: protein localization to cilium. Lineage: Eukaryota; Metazoa; Chordata; Aves; Galliformes; Phasianidae. Gene Ontology annotation, molecular function: actin filament binding. Gene Ontology annotation, cellular component: cilium.
AUGGGGAAGCUGCUUUGGAAAACUGCUAUCCGUUUUGGCUCAUGUUCAUCAAAAAAUAAACUUUCCAAUGGGGCCAGCCCUCACCCAUCUGCUUCCUGCCCACAGCCCCAGCGAGGAGCUGAGCAGCCCUCAGCAGCAGCGGCUGAAGCAGCAUCGUCUGUGGGGCAGAAGCUGAAGAAGAAACAGCAGGAGCCAGCAAUGGAGCCCGAAGCCAAACCACGACGGCUGCGGGUGAAGAAGCCAAGUGAUCCCAGGGGUACCAAGGAGCCCCAUGGCCCAGUGCAGGGGGUGAAGAAGGUGGGGAAGAAAAAGGAGAAAGGAGAGGAGGAGGGUGAUAAGGAGCUCAGCUCCAAACCCCUCCGGGAGCCUCGGAAGAAAAAGGAGGGCUCAGCGCCUCGAUCCCAUGUGGCCAAAGGCCAAACAAAGCAGCAAGAGGUAUCUGAGGAGGAGGAGGAAGAGGAGGAGGAGGAAGAAGAUGAGAUGGAGAGUAAAGAUCCUCCCAAGAAGCUGAAGAAGAAACUGACGAAAGAGCCACCCUCAGGGGAGAAGAAGCUGAAAGCAAAGGGUGACAAAAGUGAUGCUGACAGCAAAGCCAAAUCUACCAAAAGCGCAAAGAAGGAGCCGAUAUCUGUGUUCCAUGUGAAUGGGGAGAAGAAGGAGAAGAAGAGCAAAAAGAAAGCUGCCACUGGCAGUGAUGAGGAGGAUGACUCUGAUGCCAGUACCAAACCUAUCCGAUCGGGUAAGAAGAAGAAUCCGGUGUCACUCUUCCAGACUGGUGGGGACCCUCCCAGAGAGAGAAAAACCAGGAAGAAAGCCCCUAAAGCAGCAGAGAGUGAAGAGGACGCCUUGGAGACACAGCAGAAGAACUCCAACAAGAAGGGCAAAGGGAAGAAAUCUAAGAAGAAGGAGGAGAGGCCGCUGUCACCUGUCAUCGAGGUAGACAACCUGGAGAAGUUUGUGCUGUCCCCAGCGCCACAGGGGGUGACCAUCAAGUGCCGGGUGACACGGGACAAGAGGGGUAUGGACCGGGGCCUGUACCCCACCUACUUCCUGCACCUGGAUAACGACAAAAAGGUCUUCCUGCUCGCUGGGAGGAAGCGUAAGAAGAGCAAAACCUCCAACUACCUCAUCUCCAUCGACCCCACAGACCUGUCACGGGGUGGGGAGAACUUCAUCGGGAAGCUGAGGUCCAACCUGAUGGGGACCAAGUUCACCGUGUUCGACAAUGGCUCUAACCCUGAUCGGGCCAGCGCUGAUUGGUCCAAUGUGCGGCAGGAGCUGUCGGCUGUGGUUUAUGAGACCAAUGUGCUGGGGUUCAAAGGGCCCCGGAAGAUGACAGUCAUCAUCCCUGGGAUGAACUCAGACAACGAGCGGGUGCCCAUCCGGCCCCGAAAUGACAACGACGGGCUGCUCAUGAGGUGGCAAAACAAGAACAUGGACAACAUUAUCGAGCUGCACAACAAGGCACCGGUGUGGAAUGACGAGACCCAGUCCUAUGUCCUCAACUUCCACGGCCGUGUCACCCACGCCUCCGUCAAAAACUUCCAGAUUGUGCAUGGCAGUGACCCUGAUUACAUUGUGAUGCAGUUUGGACGUGUGGCAGAUGACGCCUUCACCAUGGACUACAACUACCCGCUGUGUGCCGUGCAGGCCUUUGCCAUUGCUCUCUCCAGCUUUGAUGGGAAGCUGGCCUGCGAGUAGCUCCAUGCUGUCCUGUCCCCAUCCGCCCCCCUGGUUCCUAUGUCUGACACCACUCCAUUGGGCAGCACUCUGUCAGGCACCGUUUUGUUGGGCACUGCUUGCCUGGCUGUGGACAACUUCCCUGGGAGCUGGUUACCGGUC